CCCUGCCCGUGAGCGAGAAUACCCGAAGAAGAUGACGAUGUUGAGCUUUUUAAGUCAGUUGAACACAACAUUGUCUUUAUUGGACACGUAGGAAAUAGUGAAACUAGGAAAAAGAAAGAGACUGUCGGCAAAGAAACGACUUUAAAAAAAAGAACAGACCGCCGCAUAUUUUCGUGGGGCUGAGGAGCCACUAUGGAGGAUAUCAACUCAAAUAUCAACGCCGACUUGGAGGUGCGGAAGCUUCAGGACUUGGUGAAGAAACUCGAACAGCAAAAUGAACAGCUUCGGAGUAGGUCCACAAUGCUGUCAGGGAACAACAGACCCCUCAGCGCCGGAUACGACUCGUCGUCCCUGUCAGCGGGGAUGAGUGCCGGGCUGGCCGGCUUCCCUGGGGUGGGGUUCGGCGGCUUGUUGGAGAACAACCGCUGUCUGAGCCCCAGACUGUCUUAUGACGGCAUCAGCUUCAGGAGGGCGUAUGAAUGUGAGGGGGCAUCUGCUGCCACCUCUGUACCGAGUAUGAACUCACGUUAUGCCGACACUACCGGAGGCUUUAUGGACGAAGGGGAAACCUCAAUCCUAGAUGAAGUGGAAAUCUUAGAUCUCGAAGACAUGGAUUGUCUACACGAAGACGAGGACAGCUGGUUAUAUGAAGCCAAACUGAACAGUCCUCUGCAGAAAGCCUUGAGUCCUAUCGUGUGGUGCCGUCAAGCUCUUGACAACCCCAGUCCUGAUAUGGAAUCAGCCAAGCGCUCCCUCAUCCAUAGACUGGACCUCACUAUGUCAGCCAACAAGCGCAGGAGUCUGUAUGGAAGCCCCUACAACCACCAGCUGGGUUAUGGAAGUCCUUACAGCAUGGACGCAGCUAACAGCCCUUACAGCAGUGGCUUCAACUCCCCCUCCUCGACCCCCAGCAGAGUGCCCAUCGUCAGACAGCAGCUCAUGCCGGGGAACGCAGCACACCAGCGUAACACAGCGGCAGAGAGGAAUCCUCCAGCUGUGAGCCCGCAGUCAUCAGUGGACAGUGAGCUGAGCACCUCAGAAAUGGACGAGGACUCAGUUGGCUCCUCAACUACCUACAAACUCAAUGAUGUCACUGAUGUCCAGAUACUGGCGCGCAUGCAGGAAGAGAGUUUGAGACAGGACUACGCUGCUACGGCGUCCAGACGGAGCUCGGGUUCGUCCUGCCACUCGCUGAGACGCAGCACCUUCAGCGACCAGGAGUUGGACGCGCACAGCCUGGAGGACGACGAGGAGGCGGUGCACCCGGCCUUCCACCUGCCUUCCAACCGCUUCAGCCCCUCCCCUCGUCACUCCCCCCGCGCCUCCCCCAGGAACUCGCCCCGCUCACGCUCCCCGGCCCGCUCCAUCGAUUACAGCCACAGCCGCGGCUCGCCUCAACCCAUUAUCAGCCGCCUGCAGCAGCCGCGCCACUCGCUGCAGGGACACGGGCACGACCUGCAGACCAACGUGGUGAAGAACGAAGAAAAGCUGCGCCGUAGUCUUCCCAACCUCACACGCUCCUCGGCGGCGACGGCCCAGGUCCAGGAGCCUGUCAAGAACAGCCGCAGCUGUGAGUCUAACCUGCAAGUGCCAAACGGCGGCUCUCCUCGACACCAGAGCCAGUCUGCUACAGCGGCACCUUCACUCCCGAGAUACUCCACCCCUUCUCGCUCCUCCCCGAAACCCAAACAGCACCUCCAAAGUCCAACUGCCCUGCGAGUUCCCUCUCCCAGUAAGCUGCGAACUCCAGCCACCCCCUCCCCGCUGGCCUUGAGGCAGCCGGUAAAGGCCACAUCCAACCCAGGUUCUGCCACUUCCACCCCUACCCGCUCCCUGGGUCCUCCACGCAGCGGCCUGCCCCGCCCCAGUGCUUCUGCGGGAGGAGGGAUACCUCUGCCCCGCAGCAAACUGGCCCAACCUGUGCGCAGAUCGUUGCCUGCUCCUAGGACCUACAGCGGCGCAGGUGACAACUGGAGAGAAGGUUGUUACUGAGUUGGGCCAGCAGGGGGCACUCAAGUCAAACUAUCAACACAAGGAGGCAGACAUUAUUACAACAUGGCACUUUAUCUACCUAGAUAACUUUUAACAGUGAAGAGAGAGUGAAAGACUAUGUCCCAAAAAUAUAUCAAAGUUCUGAAUUCAAAAGAGGGGAAGAAGGCGUCCACAUGGUGUCAGAGGACCUCCCAUCGUGUUUCUCUGUGGGGAUUGGCUCUGGAGGGGUCAGGCAUGCAGACAGCCCAAUAAAUGCCAAAGAAACCAGCCCGACUCCAGCUCCGCCAGCAGAGGACACGUCACCUGCCUUCAGUUUGACUGCAAUCAUCUGUCAGUCCUGACGCUCUGACAGUCCGUAUCACUACAUUGUCCGGCUUUCUUCCCCUCUCUCCCCCCCCCCCCCCCCCCUCUUUGUGCUUCUUUUUCCUCACCGCCCUCAGGCUGAAAUGUUUCCACGCAUUUCCUCUCUUUACGCUCUGUGUUCAACAGAUGUUGGCAAGAGAUCUCUAUGAUGAUGCUGUGCAGGUGAAAAAAAUGUCCCGUAACGUUUGAGAAUUGUUGAUGUCUUGCAACAGUGAAAGCACCUCUGUGUGGGUAUGACGUUUAAGAAUCUUUCCUCUUGUAAAAUCAGCCAGAAUGUAUGCACAAGUUUGUUUUUUGCAAAUUAUUUAUUCAAAUUAUUUAAGAAAAAAGUGUAUGUCCAAAACAUCCAUAUCAGUAUUUUGUUUGAAGAUUUCAAAAUUGUUAAAAAGAAAAAUGUACGUUUUUUGAACCUCAACUUCAAGCUAACUCUCCAAAGCCUUUUUUUUUUUUUGUUAGUUUUUUUUGUUUUCAAAGUGUCAAAUCAGGAUUCAUAGGGACACCUCGGCCAAAGCCUGUCCUGACUUGGACCACAGUUUGCCAAUUCUUAAGUGCUUUGAUUGGUCAGUUUCAGUUCAGGUUGACAUAAAGGAAGAGUUAAAUCUGCUGUCUGAAACAAACUUAUCGAUUGAGAAAGAAACCUGAGCUCAAAAUACUAUAUCUUAUCCUCGUUCAACCCUUUCAGCCAAUGAGAACAUUUUGAUGUGGUUCGUUUAAAUUUAUCAGUGUAUAUCAUUCAUGCCAUGAAAUGAAAACAAAAAAAGAAAAAGUAUCUCGACUCGGAAGAUAAGUUGAAUAAGUUUUGGCUGGCUUUUACCUCUUGUGCUAUGAGAAUGAAUCAAAAGUGUGCCAGUGUUAGGGAAGGUGUUCUGGUAAUUGGUGUGGUGGGUUAUUAAACUAGUGCCUAUAAUUUUAAGUUUUACUUGAGUUUGAACAUCAUGUUUUUGUUUGUUUGUUUAUCAUUUGGUGCCAAUUUCUGGUUUUGCCAAUUUCAUUUGCAAUUUUUUUUGCAUCUCUGCUUGAUUGAGUUUUUGCCUGCCUGUUUGUUUGUUUUUUGUAACUGAAUCUAUACAUUUAUAAUUGCUUUAAAUAAAAAGUUUAAUAUGCGCCUUCAUAUUUAUAACUAAUUACUCAUUCUGUAAAUUAAACUAUUUAUUGAAAAGAGAGGUGCCUCUGUCAAAGCUCAGACUCAGUGGGAAGCUGGAGAGAAUGUUGCAAAAAGACAUACCACACCUUUUGUGUGAAAGUUUUUGUUAUUUUUUUUAUAUCCACAAACAUGACAUUCAGUUUCCCUGUGUAAAGUCACAUUUCAAAUAAAAGCUGAAAAAUUCA
This is a messenger RNA of Scomber japonicus (chub mackerel), 3684 nucleotides long. RefSeq names its product SLAIN motif family, member 2 (gene slain2). Lineage: Eukaryota; Metazoa; Chordata; Actinopteri; Scombriformes; Scombridae. The coding region runs from base 193 to 1992 and encodes 599 amino acids. The transcript is spliced from 9 exons. Gene Ontology annotation, cellular component: microtubule plus-end. Gene Ontology annotation, biological process: microtubule nucleation; cytoplasmic microtubule organization; positive regulation of microtubule polymerization. The record is from RefSeq and is a predicted model, not a curated record.